Erpetoichthys calabaricus (reedfish) is the source of this 4159-nucleotide messenger RNA. It is a transcript of the gene numbl, whose product is annotated as NUMB like endocytic adaptor protein. NCBI's taxonomy places the organism in Eukaryota, Metazoa, Chordata, Cladistia, Polypteriformes, Polypteridae. The record is from RefSeq and is a predicted model, not a curated record. The transcript has 9 exons. The coding region runs from base 343 to 2202 and encodes 619 amino acids.
GAGGGGCGGUGUCGGCGUUGUAACAAAAUCCAGAGGCGAAGAGCUGGCCGACAAUAACAAAAGCGCAGGAGUGCGGGGAGUGUCAACGCUGCCGAGUGACUCCGCGGGCUGCGGUUUUUUUAUAUGCAGUAUUAUAAAGAGGAUUUUUCUGUAGUUUGCGGAUUAUAUAAGUGGAGAGAAUUUGUGGCUGCCUUUUUUUUGUUUCUUACAUUUUUUCUUAAAAGCUGCGUUUUUUAUCUGCUGCAUACUGGAUUUUUGCUCUGUUUGGAUUACACGCGCACCGAGGAAGCAGGACUGCGCCUAGUCAACUCAACCUGAGCCGCGAUCGGGAAGGAGGCCGUCAUGAACAAACUGCGCCAGAGCCUGCGAAGGAAGAAGCCGUCCUAUGUGCCCGAGGCUAGCCGACCACACCAGUGGCAGGCAGAUGAGGAGGCUGUGCGAAAGGGCAAAUGCAACUUCCCUGUACGGUACUUGGGCCAUGUUGAGGUGGAUGAGUCUCGAGGGAUGCACGUCUGCGAAGAGGCUGUUAAGAAACUCAAAACUAUGGGGAAGAAGUCGGUGAAGGCGGUACUCUGGGUUUCUGCAGAUGGCCUGAGGGUCGUGGAUGACAAGACCAAGGACCUCAUAGUCGACCAGACCAUCGAGAAAGUAUCUUUCUGUGCUCCUGAUCGGAACUAUGACAAAGCCUUCUCAUACAUCUGCCGAGAUGGCACCACGCGCCGCUGGAUCUGCCACUGCUUCAUGGCCGUCAAGGACUCAGGAGAGCGGCUGAGCCACGCUGUGGGUUGUGCCUUUGCCGCCUGUUUGGAACGCAAGCAGAAACGAGAAAAGGAGUGCGGAGUGACGGCCUCCUUUGACGCAAGCCGCACCAGUUUUGUCCGAGAGGGUUCAUUCCGGGUGACCUCCAGUUCCCAGCAGAGCGGAAAUGAAGAGGGCACCAAACAGAAGCCUGACAAGAAGAAAGAGAGCUCCACCACUUGCACCCCACUGCCCCUGGAUAAUGGCUCACCCCCCGAAGGGGCUGCAUCCCCCGUUGACAAAUCAGAAGGGGGUUACCAGCAUGCCAUCCCACGCCGGCACGCACCCAUCGAGCAGCUUGUGCGGCAGGGCUCUUUCCGAGGGUUCCCAGCGCUCAGCCAGAAGAAUUCACCAUUCAAGAGACAGCUCUCCCUGAGGCUCAACGAGUUGCCAUCCACGCUGCAGCGCAAGACAGACUUCCAAGUGAAAAAUCCAGUGCCCGAAAUGGAGUCUGUCCCAGCCACUGAAGCAGACAGCAUUAAUGCCCUCUGCUACCAGAUCAACAGUUCCUUCACCAAACCAUCCGAGGAUUCCUUUGCCAUAUCUGCCACCAGCAAUGGUUUACCCCCACCAGCUAUUCCACCACCUCCUGGAGCUUCCCCUGCUCUCCAUCCUGCUCUCCCACCUGCUCCAGGACUUUCACCAGCUCUUCCUCGCCCUUCAGGACACAACCAAGGCACCGCUGGAUGGGGCAUGGAGCAAGUCACCCAGUCACCACCCACCUUCCAGAUGGGGCACAAGAGGACACCAUCAGAGGCAGAGCGCUGGCUAGAGGAGGUGGCGAAGUCCGUCAAAGUGCAGCAGCAACAACAGCCUGCAUCUCAGGUGCCGUCCAACAUGCCAGCAGCACCUAUCUCAAUCCCGACAGCCAUGCAGCCCUUCCCGAUGGCCUUUGACAACACUCCUGUAGCCACUAGUAUGUUUGCACCACCCCCCAUGCAACCUGCCUACAUUCAGAUGCAACCCUACAUGCCCGCCCUGGCCAACAGCAUGACCUACCCCACAGCCAGUGUACCUGUUGUUGGUAUAACACCUUCCCAGAUGGUGGCAAAUGUUUUCUGUACGGCAACCCAGAUACAGAGUUCUGGAGCAGGCAAGAUGGCUGGGGGGCAACAUUUCCCUCAAAACUUCACUCCUGCCAGUGCUGGUGCCGUCACAAUGUCCAGCAGUUUGCAGUUUUCUAGCCCCGGGCUCGUCAAUGGGAUUACCUCAAAUAGCCACAAUGCAACCAGUAACGGAUCGGCUUGGCCUCCCAACCUCAAGCAGCUGGCCGUUGGCGGGGGUGGCUCUCAAGAGAUCGACCAGUUUGAAGCACAGUGGGCAGCACUGGAAUCCAAAUCGCAACAGAGGGCAGCCAACCCUUUCAAUAACGACCUGCAGAAGACUUUUGAGAUCGAGCUCUAGGACGGAUUGAAUUGGAAAUACACUAAAAGAACAUUGGAAAGAAAAAAACUGCCAUUUUUGUGAUCCGUUAUUAUAUUUCUGUUACUGUUGUGUUUUUUUUCUUUUGCAUUUAUCGGGUGAAAAAGAGACAGAGAUGGUACAGAGUUGAUUAUGGAUUAGCUGACAUUCACCCCAGGGCUGCAGGAAUCGGCAGAAGUCCAGCACUCCAUUCAUAGCCUGUGACCUUCUCUGACACCCACUGAAGGCCGAUCUCUUGACUGCCAAAGGCGUCCUGCCUACUUGUCACAUCAAGGGGGCCUUGGCACAGCAUGGAAAAAUCCAUUUGGAUUUCUUUUAUGAGGCAAAGUCUCCCUGACUUUAUGUCUUGAAAACUGGACAGACACCUUUUUAAAACUAUAUAUAAUCUCUAUUUAAAACAUCUCUAUUUGUUGCCAUCUAUCUAUUCAGUCAUAUUUCUAACCCGCCUGUUCCAACACAGGGUUGUGGGUGCGGAGCCUAGCCCGGCAGCAUCAGGUACAAGGCAGGAAUCAAGCAGGUAAAAAAAAAAAUUUCAUACUCUGUUUGGCUCUUUCCAGCCAUCGUCAUCUGCAGCAAAUGAUUACACUGUUGGGCCCAAAUUAACAGACCAAAAUGAUGAACCUUUGUGACCAGAUGACCAGAUUCUAAAAGAAAAAAAGUUAUGUCUAUUAUUAUUAUUAUUAUUCUCAACUCACCCCAUUCUGAGAAGGGGGAAAAACAAGUCUAAAUGAGUAGGCCAAACUGCAGAUUCCCAACCUUAUGACUAUUAAUUAUUAUUAUAAGAAUGUUUUUCUUUCUAUCAAAGUGAUGCCUCACCAUUGAAUCCUCAGAAGACAUCCCUGCAGGUGAUUCCACAUGUUUCUCAUUAUGGGUGGGGCUUGACACCCCCAGCCUCACCCACCGUAUCUCCUCCGCCUCCUCCUCGUCCUCCUUGUUUCUUCUGGCAACACCUUCACUAACAUCCAACCCUGCAGCACUCAAGUCACCUGUCCACUUGAGCUUCAGUCACACAUGGUCACGGAGAUCUCCUUCAGCCUCUGCAAGGACUUGCACACAAGCUUAAUGCAUUUAGCGUCUUGGCUUGAUUAACAUGGGGGAAGUAUUCAUAUGUGGUUGUAUUUCAUUUUUAAUUACAUUUAUUUUGCUUUUUUCCCUAAACAAAUGCCCAGGAGGAUAAGGCACAACUAAGUGAAUACUGAGGUUAUGUCAGCCCCCCCCCCCCCCAAACAAAUGUCAUAUUUAAUAGUAGAUUUCUGCAUGUCAUCUGUUUUAAUCCUUUUAAACUGGACUCCAUACCCCCAGUGCUCCAAUUUUGCAUUCGCUUGUUUACCUUUACUUAGCUGACAUUUUUAUGCAAAACAAUUUACAAAUCACAUUCUCAAAGUGUGUCUGUGAUUUCACAAUUUACACACUGGCAUGGCAGAUGAUUCACUCAGGGUCAUACAAGAAACCAGUGCUGUGGCCUGGUCAUUUUAUAUAGCACCUUUCACAUUGAAUACCAUGCCAGGUGUCUGUUGUGUCAGGUCAAGUGACUUGCCCAGUGUCUACACAGCUGUCAGUGCUGACGACUAAUCCGGUGGCAUAAUAUUAUUAUUUUAUACAGUACCUUUCACACUGAAACACAUCCCAAAUAAGUCAAUUGUUUCCUUAUUCUGACAAUGUAAUAAACUCCCCACUGAGGUCACAUAGCACUUUGCAUUAAUCUUAUAUAAUACCAAUAUUACUGUACAUGGCGCCUUUCUUUGUAAGCACUGCCCCCAGCCACUUACAGUGUACCCUCACGUUUGUUUCUGUGUUUAUGCAAUGGGAGUAUUGCCUGGUGAAACUACCAGCUAAGGGUCAUGUAGUGUGUGGACCUGUGACCUUGUCUUUUAUAGUGCACACAUUGUAUAUAGUGCCUUUCAUCAUAGCCACCAUCCAAGGGCACUUUAUAGGUAGU